This is a messenger RNA of Meriones unguiculatus (Mongolian gerbil), 2919 nucleotides long. RefSeq names its product delta like canonical Notch ligand 1 (gene Dll1). Gene Ontology annotation, cellular component: signaling receptor complex; plasma membrane; cell surface. The record is from RefSeq and is a predicted model, not a curated record. NCBI's taxonomy places the organism in Eukaryota, Metazoa, Chordata, Mammalia, Rodentia, Muridae. Gene Ontology annotation, biological process: Notch signaling pathway; multicellular organism development; axon guidance. The transcript has 11 exons. Bases 84 to 2252 code for a protein of 722 amino acids. Gene Ontology annotation, molecular function: calcium ion binding.
CGCAGACUUGCCCGGCACUCCUGGGUCUUUGAGGAAGAGGGGAAAGAGGAUACCCUAGGAGAGCCAGGGCUGCCAGCGGUACCAUGGGCCGUCGGAGCGCGCUGGCCCUCGCCGUGGUCUCGGCCCUGCUGUGCCAGGUCUGGAGCUCCGGCGUCUUUGAGCUGAAGCUGCAGGAGUUCGUCAACAAGAAGGGGCUGCUGGGGAACCGCAACUGCUGCCGCGGGGGCUCGGGCCCGCCGUGCGCCUGCAGGACCUUCUUCCGCGUAUGCCUCAAGCACUACCAGACCAGCGUGUCCCCAGAGCCGCCCUGCACCUACGGCAGCGCCGUCACGCCGGUGCUGGGGGUCGACUCCUUCAGCCUGCCCGACGGCGCAGGCAUCGACCCCGCCUUUAGCAACCCCAUCCGAUUCCCCUUCGGCUUCACCUGGCCAGGAACCUUCUCUCUGAUCAUUGAAGCCCUCCACACAGAUUCUCCCGAUGACCUUGCAACAGAAAACCCAGAAAGGCUCAUCAGCCGCCUGACCACGCAGAGGCACCUGACUGUGGGGGAAGAGUGGUCUCAGGACCUUCACAGUAGCGGCCGCACAGACCUCCGCUACUCUUACCGUUUUGUGUGUGAUGAACACUACUACGGAGAAGGUUGCUCUGUGUUCUGCCGACCCCGGGAUGAUGCCUUUGGCCACUUCACCUGCGGAGAGAGAGGGGAGAAGGUGUGCGACCCUGGCUGGAAAGGCCAGUACUGCACUGAACCCAUCUGUCUGCCAGGGUGUGACGAGCAACACGGAUAUUGUGACAAGCCAGGGGAGUGCAAGUGCAGAGUUGGCUGGCAGGGCCGUUACUGCGAUGAGUGUAUCCGAUACCCAGGCUGUCUCCAUGGUACCUGUCAGCAGCCCUGGCAGUGUAACUGCCAGGAAGGCUGGGGGGGCCUCUUCUGCAACCAGGACCUGAACUACUGCACUCACCAUAAGCCAUGCAGGAAUGGAGCCACCUGUACCAACACAGGCCAGGGGAGCUACACAUGCUCCUGUAGACCUGGGUACACAGGUGCCAACUGUGAGCUGGAGGUGGAUGAGUGUGCUCCCAGCCCCUGCAGGAAUGGAGGGAGCUGCACGGACCUUGAGGACAGCUACUCUUGCACCUGUCCCCCUGGCUUCUAUGGCAAGAUCUGUGAGCUGAGUGCCAUGACUUGUGCAGAUGGUCCUUGCUUCAAUGGGGGACGGUGUUCGGACAACGCUGAUGGAGGCUACACCUGCCACUGCCCCGUGGGCUUCUCUGGCUUCAACUGUGAGAAGAAGAUGGAUCUCUGCAGCUCUUCCCCCUGUUCUAAUGGUGCCAGGUGUGUGGACCUCGGCAACUCCUACCUGUGCCGAUGCCAGGCUGGCUUCUCUGGGAGAUACUGCGAAGACAACGUGGAUGACUGCGCCUCCUCCCCGUGCGCCAAUGGGGGCACCUGCCGAGACAGUGUGAAUGACUUCUCCUGUACCUGCCCGCCUGGUUACACAGGCAAGAACUGCAGUGCCCCUGUCAGCAGGUGUGAGCAUGCCCCCUGCCACAACGGGGCCACCUGCCACCAGAGGGGACAACGGUACAUGUGUGAGUGCGCCCAGGGCUACGGAGGCCCCAACUGCCAGUUCCUGCUCCCUGAGCCACCGCAGGGCCCCAUGAUGGUGGACCUCAGCGAGAGGCACGUGGAGAGCCAGGGCGGGCCCUUUCCCUGGGUGGCCGUGUGUGCCGGGGUAGUGCUUGUCCUCAUGCUGCUGCUGGGCUGUGCCGCUGUGGUGGUCUGCGUCCGGCUGAAGCUACAGAAACACCAGCCCCCACCUGAUCCUUGCGGGGGAGAGACAGAGACCAUGAACAACCUAGCCAAUUGCCAGCGGGAGAAGGAUGUUUCUGUUAGCAUCAUCGGGGCUACACAGAUUAAAAACACCAACAAGAAGGCAGACUUUCAUGGGGACCAUGGUGCUGACAAGGGCAGCUUUAAGGCCCGAUACCCGGCUGUGGACUAUAACCUCGUGCGAGACCUCAAGGGAGAUGAAGCCACCAUCAGGGAUGCACACAGCAAACGUGACACCAAGUGCCAGUCACCGGGUUCUGCAGGAGAGGAGAAGGGCACCUCGACACUCAGGGGUGGGGAGGUCCCCGACAGAAAAAGGCCGGAGUCUGUCUACUCUACUUCAAAGGACACCAAGUACCAGUCGGUGUAUGUUCUGUCUACAGAGAAGGAUGAGUGUGUCAUAGCAACUGAGGUGUAAGACGGAAGUGAUGUGGCAAAAUUCCCAUUUCUCUUAAAUAAAAUUCCAAGGAUAUAGCCCCAACGAAUGCUGCUGAGAGAGGAAAGGGAGACCCCAGGAGACCCCAGGGACUGCUGCUGAGAGACAGGUUCAGGCGGAGCUGGUUCUCUCGGAGUUAGCAGAGGCGCCGACACUGCCAGCCCGGGCUUCGGCGGCCGCUGCACUGCCUGCUGGAUGUUCCCAUUGCACUAUGGACAGUUGCUUUGAGAGUAUAUAUUUAAGUGGACGAGUGACUUGAUACAUUUAGGGAGCCCUGCCGACAUGUCUAUCUUGGAUUACUAUGAGCCAGUCUUUCCUUGAACUAGAAACACAACUGCCUUUAUUGUCCUUUUUGAUACUGAGAUGUGUUUUUUUUCUAGAUGGAAAAAAACGUGUGUUAUUUUUUUGGAUUUGUAAAAAUAUUUUUCAUGAUAUCUGUAAAGCUUGAGUAUUUUGUGACGUUCAUUUUUUUAUAAUUUAAAUUUUGGUAAAUAUGUACAAAGGCACUUCGGGUCUAUGUGACUAUAUUUUUUGUAUAUAAAUGUAUUUAUGAAAUAUUGUGCAAAUGUUAUUUGAGUUUUUUACUGUUUUGUUAAUGAAGAAAUUCAUUUUAAAAAUAUUUUUCCAAAAUAAAUAUAAUGAACUACAA